UGUAUUCAAAUUGUCAGACGCAACACGACGUGUAUUCCUUGACUAGUGAAGGCCGUCAUUUUGAGUAUAUUUGUGUGUUUUGUCGGCAGUUUUAUGUGAUUCAUCAUUAAAAUGGCGAAAUUGGUUGAUAUAUACAACAGUGAAAAAGAACCCGUGAUUAAGCGACGGCAGUUGCCGCUUACUAUUUAUGAUAAUCUCACGAUGAUCAUGGACUUGAACACGAUGGGCUUGAUCUGCGACAACCCGCAGGUGAAGGGGCGCGAGUACGAGGAGUUCGUGCGCAAAUAUAAAAUCCUCACGACAGAAGAACUGAAAGUGGCUCUCAGAGUCGAUGCCUCGGAUAUAUUUAACGUCUUAAAUCAAAGCAUUCCAUGUGUUGGUUGUCGGAGAAGUGUGGAGCGCCUCUUUUACCAGUUGUCAAAAUCAGGUCACCCAACACUGGACCCACUGAUACUGGGCUCAGACGAAAUAAUGACCAUUAGAGAAGAUAAGAUCAUCCAUCCACAGUCACUCGCCACACUGUUGAACGGGCACAGCAGCGGCAUAGAAUGCCUAGUGCUGCGCGGGGGCCGCUUCAAGAAGUCGCCGCGCUGCGCGCUGCACUCGCUGGAGGCGGGCUCGGCGCGCUGGGGCGCGUGCGGCUGGGGCUGGGGCUGGGGCGCGGGCCGCUGCGCGUGGCGCGCCGCCUGGGACGCCAUGCGCGCGCCCGCGCGCGACCACGUCACGCUCGUGCACUUCAGCACGCUGCACGACACGCUGCACAACUACCUCCGCAAGCAUCGCUUCUGCGCUGACUGCAAGACUAAGGUUCUGAGGGCAUAUCAAUUGUUAGUGGAAGAGAAAGAGCCCCAGAAAGAGAAAGGCUACGUGGGGGCACUGUACGGCGGCAUCAAACGUUGCCUGCUCGACAAACAUCUACACCUGCAGGCCAAGACCGAAUAUGUGGCUAGGCUUAUUGCCCGCGCCGAACCGGAACUACUUGGCAACCACCGUGAGCGACACGCGAAGACCCUCGAGAUUGCUCAAGAAGAGGUACUGAUCUGCCUCGGCAUAUGCAUCUACGAGCGGCUGCAGCGCAUCUCGCUCCGGCUCCGCGAGGAGGAGGGCACGUGCCAGGCGCUCUGCGCCGUCGCCGUCGAGGCCCUGCACCGCAAGUUCGAGACGGCCGUCGAGCACAAGAGCGGCGUGUCCAAACUACAGCUGCUGUACGAUGAACUGGCUCAGGAGGAACUCACGCGCCGCCAGAGGAAGGAGCAGAAGAAACUCAAGCGUCGCAAGAAGAAGGAAAGGCAGGCGGUCGAGAGCAAGUGCAAGGAGGCCGAUUCCGAGGAACCAGAAGAAAAGUGCCAAUGCGAAGAAUGCCUCAUGGAGGAACGAGACACACCGACUGAUCUGUUAUCCCCGCGAGACUUCACCCAGUGCUACGAGGCCAGCGGCGACAGCUGCCAGUCGUGCCAGGACGACUCCAAGCGCCGCUCCCCCAUCAAAACCGGCAAGAAACGAGGCAAAAAUGGAAACCUUUCGCCGACCGAGCAUUCUCAAGAUUACGGCUACUCUUCGGGCAACAAUGGAGGCUGCUGUGAGACUAUGUCAGGCUCGUCCUCGCUCAUGAGCUCUCCCGAGGGCUCGGAGGUGGCCUGCUCGGAAGGGUUCUGCAACCAUGAAAGAGGGGACUGCUUAGAUAUCAAUAAGAACGAUAAGACUUCAUGCUCCGGUUUUCCACUGUCACUACAAGAAAUGUUAAUGGAAACAUGCUCUUCAGACGAGGAGCAAGACACCAGUUAUAUUCCUAUAGAAGAGGUGCUGGAAUUCAAAUCACGUCGAAACAUAACAGAGAAAAGGCAGGAGUUGCGACAGAACCUGCGGCAGAAGUUCGCGCAGCUGUGCGUCAACCCCGCGCCGCCCGCGCCGGCCGCGCCCGCCGCGCGCGCCGCCUCGCACCGCGCCGCCUGACUCCAAGCGCCGAGCGAAUCAUACUCAUCUUACCUUCAAAGGCACAAACCUACCUAUAUCCGCUUAAUCGUCUACUAAAAAUGUCUUGCAUGUGUAAUAUCCAGUUAUUUGGUAAAAUGGCUAUUGAAUAUCUGUAGCUAUGAUUUAUUCCAAACAUAGAAACGGCCAUUUUUAUUUUGAUAAUUGUUUUAAACUUAUUUUAUUUCUGUCAAUCAUGUCUCAUAGAAUAGAAGGAAGCGUCCGAACACCGUCAGAUCACAUCAGUCCGCUAGUAAAUGCACGACCUGUUGCGCAGGCUUGUCAGGGUGCUUUUAGUUGAAAUAAGAUUCAUAUUUAGUGUCGCCCGAUAGAUAUUCGAUUGUUAGUGGUGUUGAGCGCCACCUGUGAUUCCUGCAGUGUAGUGGUUGAAGUCAUUAACUUGAAGGAUAAAAUGUCUCGUUGGAAAAACUCAGCCAUUCAAUAAAAUGUGAAUUAAUCAUCUGGAUAAUGCCCAGCAUUUAAAAAUAAUUACUAUAUAAAAUAUUAGAAUGCUUAGAAAUAUAUAAAGUAGCAUUUUUUGAUCAAACUAUUUUAUUUUCAAUUGCUUUAUGUAACUCAAUGUUAUAAUGUGGUACAUGAUGAAUAAAAUUUUGUUCGUUAUCAGGAGUUAACUGUAAGCCAGAGUUCAGGAUUUACCUUGGCAGUUUUGUCAUUGUUAUCAAAUCAGAAAUUUGUAACUCAGUUUUAAAAUAUAUCAAUUGUAAUGCAAGGAA
Molecule: messenger RNA, 2705 nt
Organism: Cydia pomonella (codling moth)
Lineage: Eukaryota; Metazoa; Arthropoda; Insecta; Lepidoptera; Tortricidae
Product: gametogenetin-binding protein 2-like
Exons: 8
Coding region: 112-1953 (613 amino acids)
Cellular component (GO): cytoplasm; nucleus
Source: RefSeq, a predicted model, not a curated record